GCAGAGAGCCAACGGAGAGUUGACAGGAACAACAUCACCGCUCUGAGCACACAUUAUUUAUGGGAAAGCAUUACCUCACUUAACGAGAAAACCCUCUGCUUAUUGCGCUAGCGGCUGACAGUUAAUUCACAAGAUCGGCUCUACAACAACGACAUGAACCAUCUGUGACAUUCAGUAUGUUAGCCUAUUGGACUUGAACAGGUUGAAGACGACUUAAGAGGCUGCUUUGUCAGUCAGAGCUUGAACCCACAGUAGGGUAAGACAUGGGGAACACAGCGACCAAGUUCCGUAAGGCUCUCAUCAAUGGCGAUGAGGUGUUGGCCUGCCAAUUGUACGAGAGCAACCUGCAGUUCAAGGAGGCUCUGGAUCCCAACUCUACAUAUGGAGAGUCCUACCAGCACAACACUCCACUACACUAUGCUGCCCGGCACGCCAUGACACGCCUACUCAGGUCUUUUCUCCUAAGCAAAGAUGGGAAUCCUAACAAGCGAAAUGUGCACAAUGAGACAUCUCUGCACCUUCUCUGCAUGGGGCCCCAGAUCCUGACCUCAGAGGGGGCGCUGCAACCUCGGAUUUCACGGCCAUAUGAAGACGAACAGCGUCGGGCAGAGUGUCUCCAAAUCAUCCUGGCAUGGACCGGAGCAAAGCUGGAUCAUGGAGAGUAUGAGAGAGCUGAUGUCAAUGCCACUGACAACAAGAAAAAUACCUGCCUGCACUAUGCUGCUGCCUCAGGCAUGAAGAUCUGUGUUGGGUUCUUGGUGCAGAAAGAAGCGGACCUUUUUGCGGAGAACGAAAACCGCGAGACUCCAUGUGACUGUGCAGAGAAGCAGCACCACAAGGAUCUGGCCCUGUGCCUGGAGUCACAGAUGGUCUUCUCUCUUGCCCCCGAGGCAGAGGGUAUAGAGGCAGAGUACGCAGCCCUUGACCGAAGAGAGCUGUAUGAGGGCCUGCGACCUCAGGAUCUACGGAGGCUGAAGGACAUGCUGAUAGUGGAGACAGCCGACAUGUUGCAGGCCCCACUCUUCACUGCAGAGGCACUUCUACGUGCCCAUGAUUGGGACAGAGAGAAGCUCUUAGAGGCUUGGAUGACCAAUGCGGAGGAAUGCUGUCAACGCUCAGGGGUACAGAUGCCCAACCCACCUCCAAGUGGCUAUAAUGCCUGGGACACCUUGCCCUCGCCACGGACGCCACGCACCACCCGCUCCUCCAUUACCUCCCCAGACCAAAUCAGCCUCAUCCCUGCUGAUGAGGAGUCUUCUCUGUGUGGUAUCUGCAUGUCUUCCAUCUCUGUCUUCGAGGAACCUGUUGACAUGUCCUGUGGCCACGAGUUUUGCAGAGCAUGCUGGGAGGGGUUUCUCAAUCUAAAGAUCCAAGAGGGUGAAGCCCACAACAUCUUCUGCCCAGCCUUCGACUGCUAUCAGCUAGUCCCUGUGGAAGUCAUAGAGAGUGUGGUCUCUCGAGAGAUGGACAAGCGCUUCCUCCAGUUUGACAUCAAGGCAUUUGUGGAGAACAAUCCAGCAAUCCGCUGGUGUCCCCAGGCAGGGUGUGAACGGGCAGUGCGACUGAACAACCAGGGCCCUGGAGCAUCCACCGCUGACACUCUUAGCUUUCCCCUACUUAGGGCCCCUGCGGUAGAUUGUGGCAAGGGCCACCUCUUCUGCUGGGAGUGUCAAGGUGAAGCCCAUGAGCCUUGUGACUGUGAGAUCUGGAAGUUGUGGCUACAGAAAGUCUCUGAGAUGAGACCUGAGGAAUUGGCUGGUGUGAGUGAAGCUUACGAGGAUGCGGCCAACUGCUUAUGGUUGCUCACUAACUCCAAACCCUGCGCCAACUGCAAGUCCCCAAUACAGAAAAAUGAGGGCUGCAACCACAUGCAGUGUGCUAAGUGUAAGUAUGACUUCUGCUGGAUCUGUCUGGAGGAGUGGAAAAAGCAUAGCUCAUCUACAGGAGGCUACUAUCGCUGCACCCGCUACGAAGUCAUCCAACAGGUGGAGGAGCAGUCCAAAGAGAUGACUGAAGAGGCAGAGAAGAAGCACAAGAGCUUUCAGGAACUCGACCGCUUCAUGCACUACUACACACGCUUCAAGAACCAUGAGCACAGCUAUCAGCUGGAGCAGCGCCUGUUAAAAACAGCCAAAGAGAAGAUGGAACAGCUCAGUCGAGCCCUGAGUGGAAGGGAAGGAGGCCCACCUGACACUACAUUUAUUGAAGAUGCAGUCCUGGAGCUACUAAAGACUCGCCGCAUCCUCAAGUGCUCUUAUCCUUAUGGGUUUUUUCUGGAGCCCAAAAGCACAAAGAAAGAGAUCUACGAGCUUAUGCAGACGGACUUGGAGAUGGUGACUGAGGACCUAGCACAAAAGGUUAACCGACCUUACCUGCGGACCCCACGCCACAAGAUCAUCCGUGCGGCAUGUCUGGUUCAGCAGAAGAGACAGGAGUUCCUAGCCUCAGUAGCGAGGGGAGUGGCCCCCAAUGACUCUCCUGAUGCCCCCAGGCGCAGUUUUGCUGGUGGAACGUGGGACUGGGAAUAUUUAGGCUUUGCAUCACCCGAGGAGUAUGCAGAGUUCCAGUACAGAAGGAGACAUAGACAGCGGAGGCGAGGUGACAUGUCCAGUCUCCGUAGUAACACACCUGACCCUGAUGACCCCAGCGACAGCACUUCAGACACACAGGAUGUUGGAGGUGGACGGAGACAAGGUCCUCUGAUGGGUCUUGGUUCUUUGGAUGACGAUGAUCCUAACAUUCUGCUGGCCAUUCAGCUGUCACUCCAAGACUCGGGGAUGGCAGGGGGCGGAUCCAAUCAUGAGGUCCUUGCCAACGAAGCAUCACUCGGUGCUAUUGGCACAUCCCUGCCUUCUAGGCUUGAACAGAGUGCUCCAGGUGUAGAGGUCCUCUCCAGGGUUUCCUUAAGCAGCUCAGAACUGCUGGAGCUGGGAGAUAACUUGGCGAGACUUGGCAACAUCAACAUCAGCAGCCAGUACUCUGCUGCUGGUGUUUCCACCUCUGUACAGCACUGUGACAGUCACCACCGGGCCUACGGGGCCUCUGUGCCAAUACCAGUGGCUCCAGGAGGCAGCAACUCAUCAACUGGCCUCUUCUCCUCCUCCAGUGACACGAUAGACUCAACCACAUGCGGCAGCCACGACCCAUCCUCUUCCUCUGCAUUAGCAGCAAAUGCUAACCUGCUUGGCAACAUCAUGGCUUGGUUCCACGACAUGAACCCUCAAGGUAUCACCCUGGUCCCCUCAACAUCCUCCGACACCGACACUAACCUGGAUGCACUCCAUGGAAGUGGAGAAGGGUGCCUGCAUGAUGAAGAGAAAGCUGGGGUCGUUGUCCUCCCUGAAAACAGGAAACCUCAUGAAGUGAUGGCAGAUGUGGGUUUUUGCUCUCAGAGGCUGACUGACAUGGAGGAAAAGGAGUGUGCUGUCGCUGAGAGACCGACCCAGCUCGAUCUAGUGGGGUUGGACACCAUGCCACUACCUUACAUGUCCACCCUUGACACAACCGGAGACCAUGCUGAGCGGGGAGGCUCGAAGGUCUGCCAUGUUGACACUCCACGAUGUGACUCUGUAUCUGACCAGUUGCCCAGCACCAGCUCCUCCGAGUGGGAAGAUCAAGUGCACUUGGUAUGAUCUGACUGGCAGAAAUGGGUAGGAGAUUUCUUUGGAAGGCCAAAAACCACUAUAGAUAACAAAUGAAAUAGAGCUGAUAUGUGUAGCAGCUAUACAGGUGGAAUGUAUAUAGAAUGAAGAAUGUGUCACUUUGUACCUGGUUGGAAAGUGGAGGGAGAAUUAUUUAGCGUAACAUUGCAGUCAGAUCUGUUUCAUGCAUUUAACUGUACUGUUAGCUGCCCCCCAACAACCUGAAAAGAAAGCACUAACUGAUGGAGAGAUUACGUUUGAUAACAAUUUUCAAGGAUAUAGUUCCUAAAAUGGAUUCUGCGCUUACGGAAAUAUGAGUAAGUUUCUUUUUCUGAAAUCAAUUACAGAGGGAUUGAUAGAGUUAGAGACUAGUGUAGGUUUUUUUUUUCCACUGGAGUAAAAGCCUACUGUAUGUGUUUGGAUCAGGUCUGAGAGAGGAUUUUCACUGCAUCUAGCGUGCAGAUUAAUAUUUUGUUUCAAUAUUCAAUUUGUAGGGUACAGGCUGAGGAAUAGUUCUCUCGCUCUUGUCCAUAUCUGCCUACUUUAUGGGUGCCAAACACUGACUAGCAAAAGCACAGUUUGCAGUCACCAAGUGGAUUCUUCAAAGCAAAUUGUGCCUGCUUAUUACAAUCUCAACAACUCAGCUAAACUUCAAUGUGAAAGUGUCGAGCCAUAUUUUUAUUUCAGAUUUCAGCUGAGUGAUAUUUUCAAAUCUCACUAAAGGCUGUAGUGUGCUGUGUAAAUCUGUAGUUUAAGACCAUUAUGGUUGUGUAUUUUACUAUGUGAAACAUUCACACUCAACACAAUUUUGAUUAAUUAUUCAAAUGAAAAGUAGGUGACCUGCUUGAAAACAUUUCAAAACGGGCUUAACAAUGGAUAUUCAUCUCAAAGCCUCAAUCCUAACAUACUUGCAAUAGCAAAUGUCUGCUGAGCUUCAAACACAACAAAUGCUGACAGACCCAGAGGCGCCGCUGAAUAUCAUUCAGUUCACACCUUUGUAACAGCAUAUUCUGAGUUCCAUUGUAGCUUGUCUUAAAUUAAUGCUUUGAGUACUGCAGCUGAAUGUGGAGCGUCUCCAAAAGGCAUGACAGACUAAGCAGACAGCGAGUAGUCUUGUUCAUGUACUGCAGGAAAGGCCAGUGAGGGAGAUAAUCAGGCAAUCACAUUCAGACUUUGGUGAAUUAAUUAAUCAAGCCCAAGUCACUGUAAUUUAUCUCGGGGUCCUAUUUAAGUGUAAUAUAAGAAAAGCCUUCAUAGCGCUGUGCAGAUGUCCCGGACUGCAGGGUAUUGCAUGGAGAAAUCAUGAAUGUGUAUUGCAUCUCAAACACAUGGGGAGUCCAUGUCUUUGAAACAGUUCUCUACACAGUUAGAGAUACAGUGCCUUUAUGUCAAUCACCGUUAUUUAAUUCUUUUUCACUAUUUUUUUUUUUCCUGAUUUUUACACAGUAUUUACAGUGUAAACAAAACAAACACCUGUUACCUUAAAGUUAUUUCUCUCACAUAAAGUUUAUAGUGUGCAAACAUGGGCUCUUGAUUUUUCAUUUUCAUCAAAAUAUUUGUAGCAUGAGACUUUUUUGUUGGUUCUAGUAGUAUUAUGUUAAUGGGUAACACUGAAUUAAUAUGAUUUGGUAUAACAACUAACGAUUAUUGUCAUACUUUCUAAUCUUGUUCCAAAAUAUUUUUUAAGAAGGUUUUAUUUCUCUCAUAUUUGUGCUGUGGGGCUUCAUGGCCCUGCUCCUUCUGAAACCGUUGGUUCUUCUGUGGUUUAGAAAUUAAAAUCACUGUAUUGACUUUGGAAUGAGUUGACCUACUGUAUGUGUACCAUGUAUCUUACCUGAAGACACUAAAAUGGAGGAAAGUUGCAAUAUAAAGUAGAUAUUUAUUUGACAUAAAAUCAUAAAAAUCCAUAGAAUAAAAUGGAUUGUGAAUAACCAUCAUGAAUUGAAACGCACUGAUCAGUGUUUUACCACUAAGACUUAAUUCUGACUGACUUGUAAUUAUCUUUUCAUUCUAGCAGACGAACAGAGCCACAUUAAGUCUAAAGAUAGUGACUGCUUUGACAAGUGUCUUGAAGUUGUGAAACUGUGAGUGCCAUAUGGUUAAUGGAGCCAACUUUGUUGGAGGUGGUAAGAUGGUUUAACAGAGGAGUUAACAUAUAUUGCCCUUUUUGUGUAACAGUAUGCUGUGCAUGAAAUGGGUACAAGUCAAAAUGGAAUUUGUACUUCCUUUGUAUUUCACCUCUAAUGCCCAGGUGAUUUAUUUUAAAAUGGCAUAUAACAUUUUGUAACUCAUUGAGAUUUUCUAAUGUAAAGCGACUAAUCCUUGAAAUGCUAUUUGCACUUUCAUAGUCUAUACUUGAUACAUUCCCUCUUUAUAUGAAAAAUGUUUGAUGUGUGAUGCCAAUAAACUGUGUUGAGUUUCAAUGAAUACA
This is a messenger RNA of Thunnus maccoyii (southern bluefin tuna), 6072 nucleotides long. Its product is annotated as ankyrin repeat and IBR domain-containing protein 1-like. Gene Ontology annotation, molecular function: ubiquitin protein ligase activity; zinc ion binding; ubiquitin conjugating enzyme binding. The coding region runs from base 264 to 3632 and encodes 1122 amino acids. Gene Ontology annotation, cellular component: cytoplasm; ubiquitin ligase complex. The record is from RefSeq and is a predicted model, not a curated record. Lineage: Eukaryota; Metazoa; Chordata; Actinopteri; Scombriformes; Scombridae. The transcript is spliced from 20 exons. Gene Ontology annotation, biological process: ubiquitin-dependent protein catabolic process; positive regulation of proteasomal ubiquitin-dependent protein catabolic process; protein polyubiquitination.